AUGGCGUUGUUCUGGUGUAUAAUAGCCGGUCUCCUGGCGGCGGUGCAGGCGCAGUCGAACUAUGGAUCGCAGGCCAACAACGUUGAAUACCAGGGAGAUGGUCUGCCCGAACAGACUGUACUUGAUGGCAAGGUGACGAAACUGGAUGAUCUCAGUCCAGUUAUAUUCCUAAAUCGAACGAGGGCGGCGUUAAACUGUGCAGCUGGUUCUAUGCAGAUUGAACUGAAGUUUAAUGAGAAAUUCUACGGAAUUGCAUACGCAGAUUUCGACAGAAACUCCGCUUGCCAGGUUGCUGGUAAAGGUGCUACUUCCUACAAACUUGACCUUCCAUUAAAAGGAUGUGGGACUAAACAGGAUCCAUUGCGUGUUUUCACGAACAACAUAGUGGUUCGCUUCCAUCCAGGCUUGGAAAUGGACGGCGAUGAAGUUAUAACAAUCGUAUGCAGAUAUCCGCCACCCAUCGUGCCUGUUGCUAAGCCUUUUAUUGCAACGCCAGAAGCAGCAGGUCCAUUACCAGCCAAGGCACCGUUAGCAGGCACUCAUAUACUUAUGAUCAUCUGCGCUAUUCUCUUCUUGACACUUCUUUUACUGGGUCUCGGCGUCUCCUACUUAUGUCUGCGUAGGAGAGCUCUCCCCGUGCCAAGAAGACUUAUUGAUGACUCUUCAGCUUCCAUCAUUAGUAGAGAGAGUAUUCAAGAAGUAAAGAUACCCCGAGCUCACCCAGUUUACCCGGUGGCUGCCGAAAGCGCCAGUGUAGCAUCAGAUACCAUUCCUUCAGACUAUCCAUCGGAGACUCCAAGUGAAGCUGAGCAUGCGCACGUAAACCCAAGCUUCUUGGUUGACGAGUACCAAAGUGAAGGCUACAAUGAGUCGCAAGAGACGACACACACACACUCUCGUAUCGCUGGCGCGCCACCCGCCUUUGACGUUCGCGUGAGAGUUCAACGACCUCCAGCUCCACCAUCGCCACAAUCUACCAUCACUACUACAGAAGUGGAUGGCGGAAGUAUGAGGCAAACGUUAAUAGAGGAGCAUGAGCGUCAAGAAUCAGUUCGUACGAUGUCACCUGGUGCAUUGCCGUUACCAGCGCGAGCUGCGCAUGUGCAGCCUCCCGAACGACCUCCCAGACCACCUGUACUGUACACUGAGGUUCAGAGAGAUCGACAGGAGUGGGCUCGCCGACCGCGGUCCAUAAUUUCACUCAACACAGAGAUGACUGACACUCACUCUGUCACCGAAGUCACUGAUGGUUCGCAUGCCAGGAUGUUCCAUAUUAAGAAACCACCUCCACCGCCUCCAAUGGUCCGGGAGCGUCUGGAGACGGAAGAACAAGAAAUGCUGAUGGAGAGCCUCGAACCUAUGCCUGAAACUCCCAUCAUGGCUCCAAGAAAACCCGAGAUAACAUCUCAUGUAGUUGACGAUGUCUUCCUACGAACGAUAACCGAAAAGAAGACGAUAGAAGAUAUAGAGCGUCAUAAACGGUUGGUGACAGAGUACAAACAAGUCCCACCACUACCACCGCAGUUCGAUGUCACCAUUCGAAACCACACAUUGCCUGAAGCACAGUGGGAGAACUUCUCAGACAUCAGCUCAGCAUCAGGAAUGACACUCACACCGAAAAUGGAAAGAGUGCCAAUGUCUUUGCCGCCGCAGAAAUUUAUUGGUAAAGGCGGCCCUGAUCUUUUCUCUCCCGAACUUAUAAAGCAAACAGCAACCAACUACCACCAGUCCCCUGACCUUCCACUGCUACCAGAGUUGCCACCGGCUCGCAACCCCCUCUUCCGCGAAGAGGAUGAUGACGACGUACCGGAACCAACUCCAGCACCUCCUGUUCCACCGAACUGGAGUGUUCUAACACGUGUCUUGAAGACGGAAGCACAGGAUGAGGUCCUGUCAGAAACAGAGCGUUCCUACCGCUUAACACGUGAGGAACGUCUUCGUUGGCGCGAGCUGAUUACUCACGAGAGUACUCUUAGGAGGGAACUGGCUCGCUCCUCUACUCGUGAGGACUUCUCACGACUUGCGCAUGACCAUCGAUUCGCGCCAUUAUAUGCACCUCCUAAAUGGGAGGUUAUAAUUCGAAUUUUGGCGCCACCUGAAAGACCACCCAAGAACCGCUACCGCAAGAAGUCAGAAUGGGACUCCCGGUCCCGUCGUAGUUCACUACCAACGUUGUAUGAGUAUGAUAGCGAUGCAACUUCACUCCGAGAGCCUCGUUCCCGACGAUCCUCCUACCGCAGUGAUCAUGUUGAUAUGAGGUCAAUGUCAGAGAUGAUGGUUGACUACGCGAGAGAACAAGCCGACACUCAUUCAGAAGUAUCUGGUACACUCCAUGGGCAAUACUACGAUGACGAUAGUGAUUCUGAACAUCCUAGAUACCAUCAGCACCCGUCCUGGCGCAACUCCCUCCAUCGUUCCGUUAGCCAGCCUUCACUUGCACGAUCAGACACUGAGGUGACAGAACAAUGGACUGUGCCAGAGGGAGACGUAACUCCAACACCAGGACGGAGAAUUCGAGGGCCACAGGGACUUACAACAUUCACAUCGUCAGAAGUAAGAACAUUCCAAGCGACCAGGGAGUGGAGAGAAUAA
This is a messenger RNA of Pieris macdunnoughi, 2592 nucleotides long. Lineage: Eukaryota; Metazoa; Arthropoda; Insecta; Lepidoptera; Pieridae. The record is from the annotation of a GenBank genome assembly.